This is a messenger RNA of Talaromyces rugulosus, 1674 nucleotides long. RefSeq lists its product as uncharacterized. Gene Ontology annotation, cellular component: Noc4p-Nop14p complex; small-subunit processome; nucleolus. Lineage: Eukaryota; Fungi; Ascomycota; Eurotiomycetes; Eurotiales; Trichocomaceae. The record is from RefSeq and is a predicted model, not a curated record. The transcript has 3 exons. Bases 1 to 1674 code for a protein of 557 amino acids. Gene Ontology annotation, biological process: ribosome biogenesis.
AUGUCGGGCGCAACGGAUCCUAGCGGAGCCACGAAGAAGCGCAAGAAGACCUCGAAGGAGACCGCAAAUCCCUCUUCCAAGCGUCGGGCGGUUGCAAGCGAUAAGAUCAACGAUGAGCAGGCGAAGAUUGAGGAAUUGGAGCUCCAGAUCUCAGAGUCGAGAAAGUACUACAACAAUAUCGCCACCCUGAUAUCCAUGCUCAAUGACGAUGAAUCUGCCGAACAACCAAACCUCGCGGUCGCCGUCUCCCUCUGCCGUGUUUUCUGUCGGCUUAUCGCCGGCGGGGAUUUGCAAAAAUCGUCCAAAGCGUCUGAACAAGAGCAAAUAAUUGUGGCCUGGCUGAAGGAAAGGCUCCAGGAAUACCAGGCUGCUCUUGUAGAUAUUAUCCGCUACUCCGAUCCAUCCUCCCAGGUCACUUCCCUGACCCUGUGCAUGCGGAUUGUCAGCGUUCGCGCAACACAUAUACCAGAAGCCGAAAGCCAGGUCUGGACGGGUGGGAUUUUCCAAACAGCUUUUGCUGCUUUGGUCGAAGCGAAAGACGGAGAAGCAGUGCGAACAGAGUUUGUUGAAAAGUUCCUGCAAGAAUACGACGAUGUGAGGUAUUACACAUUUCAAUGGAUAUCCACAUACGCAUCUGAAAAGCGCUCCGCCGAAAUCCUUGAAGUAUUGAUCUGGUUUCUCUCGCAAUGCGAUUCCGUUAUACCGGAAGACUACAAAUUCACAAAGUUCCAUGGCAAGACCCCAACCGCAUCAAAGACACAAAAGAAUCCGCUGCUAUCCAUCAAUGGCCAUAAACGGCGGGCACAGGAAGCAUGGCUGUCUAUUCUCCGCAAUAACUUGUCCGAGUCGCAGCGCAGAACCCUUCUCAAAAAGAUCUCUCAUACCAUCGCGCCCUGGUUCUUCCGUCCAGAGGUUCUCAUGGACUUUUUGACGGAUUCGUACAACGCUGGUGGAUCUACUACCCUUCUCGCGUUGUCCGGUUUGUUCUACCUCAUCCAGGAGAAGAACUUGGAUUACCCACAGUUCUACGUCAAGCUAUAUUCGAUUCUAGACUCGGAGAUUCUUCACUCAAAGCACCGAUCGAGGUUCUUCCGGCUGAUGAACUCGUUCUUGGCUUCGACACAUUUGCCGGCUGCACUUGUUGCCAGUUUCAUCAAGCGGUUAUCUCGACUCGCGUUAAACGCACCUCCCAGCGCCAUCGUCGCCAUCGUGCCAUUCAUCUACAAUCUUUUCAAAGAUCACCCAAUAUGCACAUUCAUGCUACACCGCACUAUCCGAGAUAGUAAAACAAAUGCCGAACUCGAAACAAAAGGCAUGAAGGAUCCUUUUGACCCUGAAGAGCCAGACCCCACUCUCACCAACGCAAUCGAGAGCAGUUUAUGGGAAAUCGAAACACUGCAAUCACACUACCAUCCAAACGUGGCAGCCAUUGCUGGCAUUAUCUCAGAGCAGUUCACCAAACAGUCGUAUAGCUUGGAAGACUUUUUGGACUACAACUAUCAAGGCAUGCUUUUGGCUGAACUUGGGACAGAAGAGAAGACUUUCAAAAAGCAGCCCGUGAUCGAGUUUCAAAUCCCGAAGCGAAUAUUCACAGGCCGGCUUUUGGAAGAGGACAACGGGGAGGAUACUGCGCCAGGAAGUCUGCUUCGGCAGUUGUGGGAUUUUAGUUCCUGA